GUGAGGGUCUCUGGAGCUGCAGGGUGUGAGGGUCCCUGAGCCAGGGGGGGAUUUGGGAGUCCCGAGCCCGGUGAAGGUUUGAGAGUCCCCGGACCAGGUUCCUUCUUCCCAGGCUGGGGAGGUUUGAGGUCUCUGGGUUUGAGGGGUCCUCAGGACUGGGGGGGAAUUUGAGGGGUCCCCAGGACAGGGGGGAGUUUGAGGGGUCCCCAGGACUGGGGGGAAUUUGAGGGGUCCCUGGGCUGGGCAGAGUUUGAGGGGUCCCCAGAACUGGGGGGAAUUUGAGGCUCCCUGGGCUGGGCAGAGUUUGAGGGGUCCCCACGGAUCAGGGGGUGUUUGGAGGAUCCCUGGACAUCGGGGAAUUGCGAGCAUCCUCUCUCCUGGUGAAUUUGUGAUUCCCAAGCCGGGGGGUGUUGUGUUCGGGGGUCUGGGGGUGUUUGGGGGGCUCGGGCCGGGGUCUCUGCCCCGGUUUCACACCCCCACGGGUGCAGGUGGACCGACUACAUCCCGCUGGGCUGCAGGAUGCCGGGCACGCGCUUCAUCGCCUUCAAGGUGCCCCUGAAAAAGAGUUUCGAGCAGAACCUCCUGCCAGAAGAGAGAUUUUCCCCUCGUGACCUGAUCAGGAAGGUCAAGGAGCGGCAGGAGGAGCUGGGGCUGAUCAUCGACCUGACGUACACCACGCGCUACUACGGCCGUGAGGAGCUGCCCCCCACGCUGAGGUACUCGAAGAUCCUGACCAUGGGACGGGAGAUCCCAAACAGAAGAACCAUUCUGAGGUUCAAUUACCUGGUGAAAAAGUUUCUGACAGACAACAGAGACAACGAUAAACUCAUCGGGGUGCACUGCACGCAUGGCUUGAACAGGACUGGCUACCUGGUGUGCAGGUACCUGAUUGAUGUUGAAGGCAUGGAGCCAAAUGCUGCCAUAGAGUUGUUCAACAAGUCUCGAGGGCAUCCCAUGGAGAGACCAAACUACAUCCAGGAUCUGCAGAGGAGAGCCCUGAAAAACUGUGAGCUGAAGAAUUUGGGCUCAGACCUCUCCAGGAGAAAAGGCGGCGCCCCAGGCAGGCCCCAGAAGCAGCUGGUGAAGCAGCAGCCACCCCUGGCAGUGCCCAGGAGUCCCGGCAGCUCCAGGAAGAAGCAGCAGCCUGGCCCCACGGCUCAGGGACAGCCCCAGGAGCCGGGCCACAGGCAUGGGGCCCUGGGGCAGGGGCAGCUGGAGCAGAAACAGCUGGAGCAGCAACAGCUGGAGCAGCUGGAGCAGAAACAGCUGGAGCAGUCCGACCCGUGA
This is a messenger RNA of Cyanistes caeruleus (blue tit), 1287 nucleotides long. NCBI's taxonomy places the organism in Eukaryota, Metazoa, Chordata, Aves, Passeriformes, Paridae. The record is from RefSeq and is a predicted model, not a curated record.